AUGGACUACCGCGGUCUUGGUCGCAGCACGUACCUGGACUGCGUUGCCGCGCAGGCUACUACCACGGGAUCUCCGCUCGGUAAGGACUUCGACUCAUCGGAAGUUCCGGCCUGUGCUCAGGAACUCUCCGCCACGGAUUUGGCGACCUUCAUCGCCAAGUAUACGAACAGCGCCAAUACCAUCUUGUAUGGUGCCAGCUACGGAACACUGUUUGUGGAGCGCGUGAUGCACUUGAACCCCCCAAAGGUGACGGGGUACGUUAUGGACGGCGUCGCCACAGCGUCGGGAGCGUCAGCGGACAAGUUUUUCUACAUGUCCAAACGGGAUGUUGACUUCGGUAUCGUGGGCGACCGCUUCUUGGUGCUGUGCGCGGAGGACGAGACCUGUAGCAGUUACUUCAAGAAGCCCAACACGCUGCCUACAACCCUUCGAGGCUUGCUUUCGGACUUCGACAAAGACCCGAACUCGACGUGUGCGAGUAUGCUGAAGGACCAACGAAAGCAUAUCCCUCCGGUUGCCUACCGCAUGAAGCGCUGCGACUCGAAUGACGCUGAAGUGUUGGGCCAAUACAUCGCCUACUACAACAUGCACGCCAGCGCAUCAUCCCAAACCGCAGCUUUCGACUCCCCACUUCUAUCCAGCCUCAUCUAUUUCUCAGAGAUGUGGGAGCGCCCGCAGCCUUCGCAGGCCGAAAUGGAUAAGCGGUUCGAGAACGCCCUUAUCUCCACCGGGGCAUUCGCUGGGCAGCCUGAGCAGUACUGCGCCUUCUCCAAGGAAAAGUCCAAGGCGUGUGACGAAUUCAACGUCGGCAACUAUCCUGCGAAACCCAUUACCUACAAACGCGACCAGUACUGGAACAAGACCGCCACGAUCCCCCGCCAGGCCAGCGUUCUGCUCUUGAGCAGCAAGUUGGACGCUCAGACGUUGCACGAGUACGCUAAGGCGUUGCUGGAGACGCUGGAUGGAGACCAAAACGAGAUGGUCACCUUCAACACCUCCAUCCACGGCGCGCUCAUGUGGACCCCAUUGGAUUCUGGUAGUACUUGCGGCGCGAAGAUUCUGGCUUCGUAUGUCAACAACAAGGGAAACCUCAAGGGGCUGGACAAGUCUUGCGUGGGCGAGAUGCCGGCGUUCAAUCUGGCGGUCCCAGUCGACUACCAGACUAUACGGAUGAUGCAUACGAUGGCGCCUUCAACUCCAGUCUGGGUUACUACACCCAGUGAUUUCGAUGAGCUAUGGGACUAUGGGAGUGAUUAA
Molecule: messenger RNA, 1257 nt
Organism: Phytophthora sojae
Lineage: Eukaryota; Oomycota; Peronosporomycetes; Peronosporales; Peronosporaceae
Exons: 3
Coding region: 1-1257 (418 amino acids)
Source: RefSeq, a predicted model, not a curated record